Bathycoccus prasinos is the source of this 1389-nucleotide messenger RNA. RefSeq lists its product with no specific name. The record is from RefSeq and is a predicted model, not a curated record. The transcript has a single exon. The coding region runs from base 1 to 1389 and encodes 462 amino acids. Gene Ontology annotation, cellular component: tRNA-intron endonuclease complex. Gene Ontology annotation, biological process: tRNA-type intron splice site recognition and cleavage. NCBI's taxonomy places the organism in Eukaryota, Viridiplantae, Chlorophyta, Mamiellophyceae, Mamiellales, Bathycoccaceae.
AUGACGAGCGACGAUGCUUUUAUUCCGAAUGCGAGUGCGACGACUGCUGAAAAGAAAAGAAGGUUCGAUACCAUCGACUUCACGACGACUACUACCACGAAUACCGCGUCGUCCUCCUCUUCGCAUUUAUUCAAAAGAGGCGGCGCCAAAGCGACGAAAUAUUCCGAACUUCUCGAACGCGAGAAACCAGACGCGAAGUUACCCACGAGAGAAGAGCUGAGAGUGAAAACGACCGAACAGUCCAAGGAACAGUUCGAUCUGCUCGUCUCCGCGUGGUCGAGAGAACGGAAAGCGUCGACGAAUAACAUCGCGGUAGCAAUAUGGGACGAGAAGUUGAAACUGGCGAAAGUGGUGAAACAGAAAGGGAAGUCUUUGUCCAAGUUUGGGUAUUCCGCGGCGGCGGCGAACGGGGCGACAAAAGAGACGGGGGCGAAUGCGGCGACGGUGACGACGACGACGAUUGCAUCGUCCGCAGAUAACGGUGGAGGGGCGGUGUAUUUGUUCCCCGAGGAAGUCGCGUUCUUAGUGGAAACGGAACGGGUGUGUUUGUUUUGGCAAGCUCGAGGUAAAGGUUUAGAACCGGCGUCGGUGAAAAGCAUACACGAGAUGUUGGAGGAGUGCGGGGUGUCGAUGGAGACGUACGUGACGUACGCGCAGUUGUGUAGGAUUGGGUACGUGGCGAGAAGAUUCGGGGCGCCGUGGGUUGUGCCUGAGCGAGUAAAAGCGAACGCGAGGAAGAAGAGAGAAAAUGAGACGUACGUUCAUCGGAUAAUGGCUGGGGAAGGGGAGUGGGUGUUUAAAGGGGUUGACAACAACAACAACAACAACAACAACGACGACGACGACGACGACGACGACGGUAAAAUGGAACUCGACAAUCAUACCGUAAUCGCUGAGAGCAAGGAAAGAGACGCAGACGCAGCGAUGGAAGAAAAAGUAGAAAUAGACGACGACGAAGCGGUAGAGAUUGUUCAUCAUCCGGGCACUCGCCCGUGGUUUCAUUGGUCCGGUUCAAAACACCACCCGUGGUUAGGUCCGGAAAUCCACGCUUCGUACGCUCAAACGCAAAAGGUCAAGCUAGAGGAAAGAAGAAAGCGAGAAAAGGAGAAAGAAAAGCUUCGACGCGAGAAAGAAAAGCAAGAAUUGAUGAAAAUGCGCGAAGGUGGGGGUAAAUGGCCAACCUUUGACGUGUGGCGACCGAAUGGAAAUUUCAAGAAAUCAGGCCCGGGCGAACCGGACUUUCGAAUCGCGGUAUGUUCCGAGAGACCGCCGCAUGGCGAAGAAGCGGAACUCUUGUGGAAACGCUCGAAGAAUGUCAAGAUAAAAAUCGCAAACGUGGAAAGCGGAGCAAUUAUGCUGUUUGAUCUAGAAGCAGGUUUAGCGCGGUGA